UUUACGGGCCGAGCAGCCCUCGCUCCCGCCGCCCGCUCGCCACCCGCCUGCCCAGGUGCCCGCCCGCCUGUCCGCGCGUCCGUUUGUCCGCGCGUCCGAAGAUCUGAGCCCCCGAGCGCUCGGGGCCGAGAGCCAGGAGGCAGGGGCGCAGCGCCGGGCUCGGGGCCCUGAGAUCGCGGGACGGGGCCCGGGCCGCGGUGGCCCGGAGUCGGGGCCGCCUCCACCGGGCCGCGUUGCCGGAUUUGCAGCGGCGGAGGCCGCGCGCCCCUCCUGGGGCUGUUUCAAGGACCCUCCCGGGCGGAGGCUGCGGCCCCUGGGCCGCCCGCGUGGAAGAGAAGGACGCGCGGCCCCCAGCGCCUCUCGGGCGGCUGCUUUGGAGCAUGCACCCCUCGGGCCGGCGCCGCGCGCUCUGAUCCAUCCGGACCCCGCGCUCCCGUAGCCAUGGGCGCCGGGGGCGGGCGGGGGGCGGCGGCCGUGCCACUGCUGGUGGCCGUUGCCGCGCUGCUGGUGGGCGCCGCGGGCCACCUGUACCCUGGAGAGGUGUGCCCCGGCAUGGAUAUCCGGAAUAACCUCACCCGGCUGCACGAGCUGGCCAACUGCUCGGUCAUCGAAGGACAUUUGCAGAUCCUAUUGAUGUUCAAAACGAGACCUGAGGACUUCCGAGACCUCAGUUUCCCCAAGCUCAUCAUGAUCACUGAUUACUUGCUGCUCUUCCGGGUCUAUGGGCUGGAGAGCCUGAAGGACCUGUUCCCCAACCUCACGGUCAUCCGGGGCUCCCGCCUCUUCUUUAACUACGCGCUGGUCAUCUUCGAGAUGGUUCACCUGAAGGAGCUUGGCCUCUACAACUUGAUGAACAUUACCCGGGGCUCCGUUCGCAUCGAGAAGAACAAUGAACUCUGCUACCUGGCCACUAUCGACUGGUCUCGCAUCCUGGAUUCCGUGGAGGAUAAUUACAUCGUGCUGAACAAAGACGACAAUGAGGAGUGUGGGGACAUUUGUCCAGGCGCUGCGAAGGGCAAGACCAACUGCCCUGCCACCGUCAUCAACGGGCAAUUUGUGGAGCGGUGUUGGACGCACAGCCACUGCCAGAAAGUGUGUCCGACCAUCUGUAAGUCUCACGGCUGCACCGCUGAGGGUCUCUGUUGCCACAGUGAGUGCUUGGGCAACUGCUCUGAGCCUGACGACCCCACCAAGUGUGUGGCCUGUCGCAACUUCUACCUGGAUGGCAGGUGCGUGGAGACCUGCCCGCCCCCCUACUACCACUUCCAAGACUGGCGCUGUGUGAACUUCAGCUUCUGCCAGGACCUGCACAACAAAUGCAAGAACUCUCGGAGGCAGGGCUGCCACCAGUAUGUCAUUCACAAUAACAAGUGCAUCCCUGAGUGCCCCUCCGGGUACACGAUGAAUUCCAGCAACUUGAUGUGUACUCCAUGCCUGGGCCCCUGUCCCAAGGUGUGCCACCUCCUGGAAGGCGAGAAGACCAUUGACUCAGUGACAUCUGCCCAGGAGCUCCGAGGCUGCACCAUCAUCAACGGAAGCUUAAUCAUCAACAUUCGAGGGGGCAACAACCUGGCAGCUGAGCUAGAGGCCAACCUUGGACUCAUUGAAGAAAUUUCAGGGUAUCUGAAAAUCCGCCGAUCUUAUGCCCUCGUGUCACUUUCCUUCUUCCGGAAGUUACGUCUGAUUCGAGGGGAGACCUUGGAAAUCGGGAACUACUCUUUCUAUGCCUUGGACAACCAGAACCUAAGGCAGCUGUGGGACUGGAGCAAACACAACCUCACCAUCACUCAGGGGAAACUCUUCUUCCACUAUAAUCCCAAACUCUGCUUGUCAGAAAUUCACAAGAUGGAGGAAGUUUCAGGAACCAAGGGGCGCCAGGAGAGAAACGACAUUGCCCUGAAGACCAAUGGGGACCAGGCGUCCUGUGAAAAUGAAUUACUUAAAUUUUCUUACAUUCGGACGUCUUAUGACAAGAUCUUGCUGAAAUGGGAGCCGUAUUGGCCCCCCGACUUCCGAGACCUCCUGGGAUUCAUGCUCUUCUACAAAGAGGCCCCUUAUCAGAACGUGACGGAGUUUGAUGGGCAGGAUGCAUGUGGCUCCAACAGCUGGACCGUGGUAGAUAUUGACCCGCCUAUGAGGUCCAACGACCCCAAGUCACAGAACCACCCCGGGUGGCUAAUGCGUGGUCUCAAGCCCUGGACCCAGUACGCCAUCUUUGUCAAGACCUUGGUCACUUUCUCUGAUGAACGCCGCACAUACGGGGCCAAGAGCGACAUCAUCUAUGUCCAGACAGAUGCCACUAAUCCUUCUGUCCCCCUGGAUCCCAUCUCGGUGUCUAAUUCUUCGUCUCAGAUUAUUCUGAAGUGGAAGCCUCCUUCUGACCCCAAUGGCAACAUCACACACUACUUGGUAUUCUGGGAGAGACAGGAGGAAGAUGGUGAACUGUAUGAAUUAGAUUAUUGCCUCAAAGGGUUGAAGCUGCCCUCCCGGACCUGGUCUCCACCGUUCGAGUCUGAGGGGUCCCAGAAGCACAAUCAGAGUGAGUACGAAGAGUCUGCCGGUGAAUGCUGUUCCUGUCCGAAGACCGACUCUCAGAUCCUCAAGGAGUUGGAGGAGUCCUCAUUCAGGAAAACAUUCGAAGAUUACCUGCACAAUGUCGUUUUCAUCCCCAGAAAAUCCUCUUCAGGCCCUGUUGCCGAGGACACUAGGCCGUCGAGGAAACGCAGGGCCCUUGGUGAUGUGGGGAAUGUGACAGCGGCCGUGCCCACCGUUCCGGGAUUCCCCAAUACGUCCUCAACCAGCGCACCUACGAGCUCAGAGGAGCACAGACCAUUCGAGAAAGUGGUGAACAAGGAGUCUCUGGUCAUCUCUGGCCUGCGUCACUUUACUGGCUAUCGCAUUGAGCUGCAGGCUUGCAACCAGGAUUCCCCCGAGGAGAGGUGCAGCGUGGCUGCCUAUGUCAGUGCCAGGACCAUGCCCGAAGCCAAGGCAGAUGAUAUUGUUGGCCCCGUGACCCACGAAAUCUUCGAGAACAACGUCGUUCACUUGAUGUGGCAGGAGCCCAAGGAACCCAACGGUCUGAUCGUGCUGUACGAAGUGAGUUAUCGACGAUACGGCGAAGAGGAGCUGCACCUCUGCGUCUCCCGCAGGCAUUUUGCUCUGGAGCGGGGCUGCAGGCUGCGUGGUCUGCCACCCGGGAAUUACAGUGUGCGAGUUCGGGCCACCUCCCUGGCGGGCAAUGGCUCCUGGACGGAAGCCACCUAUUUCUACGUCACAGACUAUUUAGACAUGCCAUCAAAUAUUGCAAAAAUUAUCAUCGGGCCCCUCAUCUUUGUCUUUCUCUUCAGUGUCGUGAUCGGGAGUAUUUAUCUAUUCCUGAGAAAGAGGCAGCCGGAUGGGCCACUGGGACCACUGUAUGCUUCUUCAAACCCUGAGUACCUCAGUGCCAGCGAUGUGUUUCCCUGCUCUGUGUACGUGCCGGAUGAGUGGGAGGUGCCUCGAGAGAAGAUCACGCUCCUGCGAGAACUGGGGCAGGGCUCCUUCGGCAUGGUGUACGAGGGCAACGCCAGGGACAUUGUCAAGGGCGAGGCGGAGACCCGAGUGGCGGUGAAGACGGUGAACGAGUCUGCCAGCCUGCGAGAGCGGAUCGAAUUUCUCAACGAGGCCUCAGUCAUGAAGGGCUUCACCUGCCACCACGUGGUCCGCCUCCUGGGGGUGGUAUCCAAAGGCCAGCCGACGCUGGUGGUGAUGGAGUUGAUGGCUCAUGGGGACUUGAAGAGCUACCUCCGUUCCCUGCGGCCUGAGGCCGAGAAUAACCCCGGCCGCCCUCCCCCUACCCUGCAAGAGAUGAUUCAGAUGGCUGCGGAGAUCGCCGACGGGAUGGCAUACCUGAACGCCAAGAAGUUUGUACACCGGGACCUCGCAGCUCGAAACUGCAUGGUUGCCCACGAUUUUACCGUCAAAAUUGGAGACUUUGGAAUGACCAGAGACAUCUACGAAACGGAUUACUACCGGAAAGGGGGAAAGGGUCUGCUCCCCGUGCGGUGGAUGGCACCUGAAUCGCUGAAGGACGGGGUCUUUACCACUUCUUCGGACAUGUGGUCCUUUGGCGUGGUCCUUUGGGAAAUUACCAGCUUGGCGGAACAGCCUUACCAAGGCCUAUCAAACGAGCAGGUGUUAAAAUUUGUCAUGGAUGGAGGGUUUCUGGAUCAACCCGACAACUGUCCUGAGAGAGUCACCGACCUGAUGCGCAUGUGUUGGCAGUUCAACCCCAAGAUGCGGCCGACCUUCCUGGAAAUUGUCGACCUGCUCAAGGACGAGCUGCACCCCAGUUUUCCCGAAGUUUCCUUCUUCCACAGCGAGGAGAACAAGGUGCCCGAGAGCGAGGAGCUGGAGAUGGAAUUUGAGGACAUGGAGAGUGUCCCCCUGGACCGGUCCUCACAUGUGCAGAGGGAGGAGGCCGGGGGCCGGGAUGGAGGGUCCGCACUGGGGCUAAAGAGAAACUAUCAGGAACACAUCCCCUACACCCACAUGAACGGGGGCAAGAAAAACGGACGCAUUCUGACUCUGCCCCGGUCUAAUCCUUCCUAACGGCCCCUGCUCUGGGGAAUGGUUCCUGUCUUCGCUUUCCUCUGGUUUGAAGGCCUUCAGAAAACUCAGGAUUUUCACACAACUCAGCCACAGUGUCAAAUGGAGCUCAGAGAUCAUGACUAUCCAUUUCUGUUCCUCUUCUGACUUCAAACACAUUGGUUUGAUUGCCAAUUUGACUGGUCAUCUGAGAACUUAACUGUGAACCUAGAUGGGAGAGGGGUUUCCACGGCUGCUGUCCUUUUGGACCACCGAGGUUUCAAGCCCGGGUGUUACUUUUUUUUUUUUUUCCUAGCAGAUUGAAAGAAAGCACCUGUUUUUACAAAUUUUUUUUUUUUUUUUUUUGCUGGUGUCUGAGCUACGGUGUAAAACAUAAAUCUUGUUUGUGGAACAAAAGUUAGAAAGAAAGAAAAAAACAAAAAUCAAAAUCCUGUCCUAGUAGAAUUCCAAACUUUGCAGAGUGGGCUUCAGGAAAGUUUUUUUCAUCCAGAAGGUUGUUUUUUUUUCCUUCACAGAAUCAGUUCCUCAAAUUGACCAAUAGCUGCUGCUUUUGUAUUUUGGAUAUAGUGUUGCAGUCCUGGGGUGUGGCUCACGUGUGUACUCGUGCGUGUGUGUGUGUGUGUAUGUGUGUGUGUGUGUGUGCAAAUCAUGCGUGCUGAGUGGCCGCUUUGGGGAUCAGCCCAGGAGGGUUCUGCCCUUCUGGAGUGUGUGAGCCCCUGAUCUGCUCCCUCCACCUCCCUUCCUUCUAAUCUACUGGGACACUGUGCCCUCAAGAGUCUCCUUCAGUCCCGAGUCUAGCCUCAGGAGUCUUCUCUCCCUUAACUUUGGUGAAAAAUGUUUCCCGGGAGCCAUGGGAGUUGUUUGGAGUGAUAAUGGAUCUUUUCAAGACCAAACAAAGCCAGGACAUUAAAAAAAAAAAAAAAAAGAAGAAGAAGAACUGAGAUGAUGAAGAGUUUUGAGAAUAUAUUUGUAACAUAUUUAAUUUAAAAAAAAAAUCUCCAGCAUCAGCCUCAUAAGUUAUUGACCAUUUCCCGGGGGGCGGGUAGGGCAUGGGGGUUUGUCUGCCUGUGUGUGGGGAGGGGGACCCAGGCACCAAUGGCCUCUCUCCUUGGUCUUCAAGGCAUCCAUUUUUUUGGGACUAAAGCCACGUUAGCUGCUAACCCUUCUGGACGUCGUGAUCAGGCCACGCUGAGCAUGUGGGUGAUGGUGUAUGAUGGAUAGUUUGGUUUCUGGUAAGCUGAGCCCUGCCUUUGAACACACUUGUGGCCCUUGGAUCUUCUGGUUCCCUGUACGUACCUCUGGAGCUUCCUCAGCUGUGUGCGCACGUCCUACAAGGGUUGUGCAAACACAGCACAAUCACAUCCCAAAGUGGGACAGCACAGGUGGACUUUGAGAACACUAGCCAUAUGAAGACGUGCCUGUUGGUCCCCUCCGCCCUCAGGGCAUCCGUCUGUCCUCAGAGCUGACUUCCCAGAAGCUGCUUUGCGCCCAGUGACCUCAGCUGGGCCAGGUGUGGGGCCUGAGCUGAAUUCUCAGGUACUUCACGAUCUUGCAGUCCCUAAGAGAGUACAGUCCGGAGGAGAAACCGCUAAGGACCUUCACACUACCAAGAACUUGCGAAGGAGCGUGAUGCCACAGUUGCUUCCCUUUGGGGAAAGAACUACAGCUGCUCAAAUAAAGAACACGGUGAACUCAUCACUUUGGUUCAUCCAAAUCAUCACCCAUGGGUUAUCCCUUGAGUGCAUUUUCUCACAAGUUUUUGAUUGCUUCCUUCUUCUCUUCUCCUCUUAAGAGUUGUGGGCUUAAGAACAGGAUAGAGAUGCCAUGGUGACCUCCGAACCUUCUCAAUUCUUGAUGAAGAACACAGGUAGACACACAUCCUAGUUGCCUCUGGCUAUCUUAUUUAUAUGAUUUGAGAAAUGACAGCAUGUCAAAAUAUUUCUGGGGAGCCUCAGUGAUUGGGUACAAGGAGCACAGAAAUUAUUUUCGCCAAAUUUAUUUUGUACAUAAAAGAGGGUCUGUACGUAAAUUAAAAAGACAGAACACGUAGAUCUAGGUAUUUUGUUCUUUUCGUAGUAAAUUUGUAGUGGCCGUAUACUACACUAGCAGCAAUUUUCACAUUUUUCUAAUUCAGAAAGGUUUUCUUAUAUUAGGGGAAAAUUAUUUAUUUUAAUAUAUAAAAAUCACUGUAAAAAAUCACUUUCAUAAGAAAUGGAGUGCAUGUAAAUUUUUUUUUCAAAGAAAAAUAAACAGGUGAAUGUGGGGUAAUGAUUUUUUUUUUUUUCCCAGCACAAUCUACCUCAGUGUAUUGUUAGGAUGUGAUUCAAUAAUGGACAUCUUUGAGACUUCAGAAUUCUUCCUGGAUCCGAUCUGAAUCAGGGAAAAUUUGUAUCAGCUGAUUCUGAAUGCCAGGGACCAGUAAGAAUUUUGAGGGAGGGAGUUGGGCUGAAGUAUGGCUUUCAUGUGAGCAUAGAUCCUUUUUCUGGCUGAUAAUAUGCUCCUCUGAAUUUAAUCUUCCUUUUUUUUUUUUGAUCCUCCAUCCAUUGAUACCGUGGCCCUUGAAAUGAACCAAGUUUCAGGCCAUCAUGAUGUAUCUGAUGUAUGGGGGACAUCCAGUCCUGAGUUACCCUUCUUUGGUGAGGGAAGUUCCCCUGUUGGGGCAAAGACAGGCUUUGGUACAGAGCCAGCAUCCCCAUUGUCCCAUGGCAUCCCCCUGGUGUGAGCACCUAGGUGCCCUGGGCUCUCCAUGGUUUAUUUCCACUCCUUUCAGAUUGAGAUGCUUUUUUGGGGGGUUGGGGGUGGAAAAAAUCACUGUCAUGGGCACCUCACACACAAACACCCAAUGCAGAGUCUCUUUUUAUUUUCUGAGUGGGAAGGGAGCAUGUUGAGAAAUCUCAACCCCAAACCCACCAAGAUGCUGAACACAUCUUUUAGCAACAAAACCUUGGACCCCCUGUAUUUUGGUUCAGUUGACCUCAAGCUGAUACUGUUUGACCUUGGGGCACUUUGAUAACCCGUGUGUAUGUCUGGGCAGGGCCAGCAGGAGUGAUGUCAUACUCACCAAACCUCGCUGCCCUUCCCAUACCUAUAGGCACCACCCCUGCAGAGUCUCCUUUCUUCCACUUUCCCUGGAGAGGUGCUGUAGAGUGCUGGGCCCGCCCUUUGUAAACUGGAGUUCCCUAACUUCAUUUAGCUGUCUCUGCUGCUGCAGUGAAAGAGGAAGCAGGCUUGGGUCACAGCCUCCUUUUGCAUCAGAUAAUGUUGACUCUGUCACAACAGAACUUUAGUCCUAGAGAUGGAUGUCCUGGAGGAUUGUAGCGAUGGGUUACAAAAAAAGCAACAAAGCCAGCUUUGGAUGACACUUUUUGUUGUUUGUUUUGAAAGGUGUCUCAGUAUUUUAAAACCCCUUUUUAUUUAUGUGGCAAAACCCACAUAGUUAUUUCUCUCUGGACCAGUGAUGUCAAACACACGUCUGGAAAUGUUUGUAUUCUGGGAGCUGUUCUGGGUGAUUUUCUGUCCUUUUAAGCUAGUAAGAAGCAAGAAAUGCUGCUGGUUCUCUGGAUAGACGUGGAGCACAACUGAAAGAAAAUGUGGGAAUUGGUGCAAAGAUCUGCACCAACAACGCCGAGACCAUUGGAGACUGCCUGUAACUGAUGGACAGAUCUUCCACUCUCUCCAACCAGAGUGGAUGGUCUGCCAUGAAAUGUGCUUGUUGGGUUGGGAGGUGUUUAUUUGUAGCCGUCAUAACAUUGGUCAGUGGACAGGAACCCAUGCUCGCCAUCUGGGUACAUGAUGGGAUGUGCUGUAGUCCCCCAAACGACAAUCUUUUUCUACUUUGUGGUGGGUGGAAGUUUGAGGUUCGGAUGCCACUUGGCAUCGUAGGCGAUUCAGAAAUGAUGGUUUUGUUGGGAGUGGGGAACAUGGACAUGCUGAUUGUAUAUAAAUGAUACCUGUAGAAUGGUGUCCCUUCAGAAAAUCUUCUGGAAUGUUCUUCAGAAUAUUGAUUUAUACCAGAGUUGAGGUUGGAGAGAAAGAACAGACGGGCAUUUGUUCUUUCAAAGACAUGAGAGAAUGCAAUGGACAUUCAGAGGCUGCGCCUGGAAGUGAAUGUUUCCUUAGGGGUCUCCCAGAAACAGAGGGAAACAAUGACUUUUUGAGCUCACUGUCAACUUCUCAUACCAGUCAAGGUCCAGAACCAGCCUCCAGCCACGUUUUAAUCUGGAUGUGGGCCCUAAAAAUCCUUGUUCAAACUCAGACCAGGGAUCUGGGGCUCUUGGUCCCAUUUGAGAAAAAAGGAACUGUCUCCCCCAACCCAAAGCGUGUGUGUCCACACACACAUUCAGGAAUGGCUUAUUUACUCUCUACCUUGUGGGCCUGGGGGUCCCGGGCCCUGCGUGUGAGCGGCAGACACCUCCCAUCCAACGUCAGCCACGCAGGAUCAAAUGUGCCUCGGCAUAUGCAGAAACCAACUCGGAGACGCAAAACCCACCAAGAGAUCAAUUCUUAUUUUUUCAAUGUUUUCCUACAAGAGCCAAGUGGCACCAUGUACAGAAUUUGCCUUUUUUUUUGUUUUGUUUCUUGGAAUAUCAAAAUUGCUCUGCAUGUAAACUAUGGGAUAAUUACCUGUUUAUAUGAAAAUUCAGAAUAAAUUAUCUGAGAAUA
Molecule: messenger RNA, 9249 nt
Organism: Aethalodelphis obliquidens (Pacific white-sided dolphin)
Lineage: Eukaryota; Metazoa; Chordata; Mammalia; Artiodactyla; Delphinidae
Gene: INSR
Product: insulin receptor
Exons: 22
Coding region: 442-4590 (1382 amino acids)
Biological process (GO): cell surface receptor protein tyrosine kinase signaling pathway; protein autophosphorylation; glucose homeostasis
Cellular component (GO): insulin receptor complex; axon; plasma membrane
Molecular function (GO): ATP binding; insulin receptor activity; phosphatidylinositol 3-kinase binding
Source: RefSeq, a predicted model, not a curated record